AUGGUCGCCUCCGAGAUUGCUUACCUGGUGCAAUGGGUGCUGGCCACAGAGUUGCGGCUGGGUGGCGCUGGCGUGGGCGCGGGCAGCAGCGACGCCGCCGCUGCCGCCGCCGCCGCCGCGUCCGACCGCGCCGAGGCGCUGGCGCAGGCCGCGGCGGACCGCGUCGGCGCCGCGCUGCUAGAGCGCGGCUCCGCGGGCGCGGGCGGCGCAGCUGGUGGAGCCGGGGGCGGCGACGGUGCGGCGGAGGCCGUGGCUGAGCCCGCGACAGUGGCGCUGGCGCCGGCCGUGGUGCUGCCGUUCCAGGUCGCGAGGCUCAAGGCGCGGCUGGCGGAGAAAAGGGACUGGCUGCUGCAAGUGGAGCGGGCGUGGGAUGACGUCGAGGCGCGCCACUGCAGGGUAGACGCCGGCGCCGACGGCGCCGCGCAGCCCGCCCCGGACUGCCGCCCCAGCGCAGGGGCUGCGGAGGCCGCAGAGCGCGGCAGUGGCGCCGAGCCGCCGGAGCCGGCAGCCGCGGAGCAGGGCGUGGUGCCGGCCAGCGGGGACGGCGCCGGCGCGGGCGAGGCCGCUGGUGCAUACAACGGGGGCUCGGCGGCGGCGGCGCGCGCGGCGGCGGCUGAGCGUAUGGCCCUGCAGGCUGAGGAGAUGGAGGCGCUCGUCUCCAAGGUGGAGCUGGUGGCAGCAGAGGCCGAGGGCGUCGCGACCGCGCUGCAGGCCCAGUUCCACCGCAACCGCUUCCGCCUGUACCCCCACGUCAACUCGCCCGCACUGCUCAUCAAGAGCCUCAUCAGGGGGGCCGCAGGCGGCGGCGCGGCGAGCGAGGACGGCGACGGCGCUUGA
Molecule: messenger RNA, 837 nt
Organism: Monoraphidium neglectum
Lineage: Eukaryota; Viridiplantae; Chlorophyta; Chlorophyceae; Sphaeropleales; Selenastraceae
Exons: 3
Coding region: 1-837 (278 amino acids)
Source: RefSeq, a predicted model, not a curated record